ACGAUGUUUUGGAUUUUGUCUUUAUUGAAAAAUCAACAUUCUUUUAAGCUCACACAAUUUUUAUUUUUAUUCACAUAUGUACAUUCAAAAAUUUUUUAGAAAUUAGCCAUCAUACAGUUGAAAUAUGGGUGUUAAAGGUUUAACAAGUUUUAUAGCAAAAAAUGCUGAACAAUAUAUGAAACCAUUCGAAUUACAUGACUGUGAUUUAGUGAUUGAUGGUGAUAAUUUGGCAUGCAAUUUAUAUAAAGAUGUAUCGGAGUGUAAUUCUGCUUUUGGGGGCGACUAUGAUAAAUACUACAGAACAGUAAUUAAAUUUUUUCAAUUAUUGUCACAAUGCAAUAUUCGAAGUUUCGUUUUGCUUGAUGGAGGUUAUGAACAAAAAAAAAUGCGAACUGUGCAAAGUAGAUUAAGAGCCAAAAUAGCAUGUAUUAAACAUAUUAAUCCAUCAAACAGCAGACCUAUGUUUCCUUUGAUGAUGCGUGAAGUUUUCGUCGAUGCUGUCAAAAAUUCUGGAGUUCACUUAAUGAGAUGUAUGUAUGAAGCAGACGAAGAACUAGCUGCAUUAGCCAGAUGUUUAAAUUGUCCGGUUUUAAGCUAUGACUCUGACUUCUAUGUUUUUAACGUUAAAUAUAUACCGUUAAUUACUUUAAGAAUGAAAGUUUUAGAAAAAAAAGAAAGUAAAAUGAAUCAAAGGCACGAAUUAAGAGCAUGUGAAGCAAAGAACUUGAAAAAAAAACAGCGAAUAAAUUCUGGUCAAUUAAUUGAACAUGAAGACAAUAUUAAAAUUAAAAAAACCAAAGCUAAAACAGUAAAAUAUUUAGAUUGUUGUCUGUAUAAAAUUGAAAACUUAUUAGAGAAAGGUAAACUUGAUAAAGAAAAAUUACCAUUAUUUGCUGCUCUACUCGGUAAUGAUUACAUUAAUGUAAAAAUGUUUAAAAGUUUUUAUUCGCAAGUAGGCAUGAAAGGUGUAUCCAAAAAAAUACCAAAACAUCAAAAACGUGUAAUGGUUAUUUUAAAAUGGUUAAGAUAUGAAUCAAAACAAUCAGCAAUGGAAAAAAUUCUUGGUAGAAUGAAAAAAGAUCAACGUGAAAUAUUAUUGAAACAAAUGCAAGAUGCAACAAAUGGGUACUUAAAUGAAAAGUGCACUUCUUUUAAAUAUUUCAAUUUAUCUGAAAAUGACAGAAAGUUGGAUUCUUCUGAUUCCGAAGAUAGUUUUGAAUCUGAAGAUGAAGAAAGUAUUGGGAAGGAAGAAGAAAAAGAAGGUCGACAUAAAAUUUUUCUUGUAGAGAGUGAUUCUUUUUCCGAAAAUGAAGAUGCGCUUGAAACUUCGGAACAAAAUGAUUCAGAUAAUGAUAGCGUGCUAGAAAUGGUAGACAAAAAUAUAGGAGAGGAAAUUUUAAGUAUUCAAAAUACAAAUUUAACUUCUGAGAUCGAAGAUAAUAGAGAGAAUCGGGAAAAUUCAAAGUCCAUACCGGAUGGUCUUCUCAUAAAAAUUUAUUCAGCUGCAUUUCCUCGUUUCGUAAACGAUUUACUAAAUUUAAAAUUAUACAUAAAUAAUCCACAAGUCGAAAACUUCUUAUAUCCAGAUUGUAACGAAAUUGCCGUUAAAAUUUUAUUAAAAAUAUUUGCAUAUUUGCAUUAUCCUGAAACACCAGAUCUUAGAUAUUUGACAAGAGUAGUACGUUUAACAAAUUGUAUAUAUAAAAAAUUUUCAAUAGUUGAUAUAAAAUUGAAUAGAGAAAAUAUGCUAGAAGAAUUAUUUGAAACAUCCAAAAUUGAUUUAGUAAAUUUAUUAAAAGAUUUACAAUCAUUUCCUGCUGAUAUAAGAUAUUACAUAAUUGUACUGAUUUAUUGGGCUAACAAUAGCAAAUAUUGUGAUAAAUUUCAUAUCCAUGCUAUUUUAAUUUGUUUAAUCAUAUUAAGAUUCAUUGAUACAAAAAUUGAACCUAUUAGGGAUGAGAAACAAUUUUUAAAAUUACAUGGGAAAAAAAUUCAAAAAGAAAAGAUGUUACGAAAUAAAAAUGAAAAUAUCUCAGAUAAUUUAAAUGGAGAAAAUAAUACGAAAAUUUUGAAAACAAAAGACAUAUUAAAUAAGUUACAAAUUUAUGAACGAAUUAAUUAUAUUCCUAAAACAGAAAUUAUUUUAUUACAACAAAAUUUUUUAAAAUAUUUUGUUUUUCAUGAAGAUCAUCGAAAAUCUCAUACAAUAUUUUCGUCAAUCAUAGUUCACGGUUUCUCUGAAUUUCAAGCUGUAAUAUAUCAAAUGUAUACAUUAAAUGCUUUAUUGGAUAUGCCAUUUGAACAAAUAAAAAUGUCCAAUUUGUACUCUGGAUUAUUUUUGUAUAAUAUAUAUACAAAUUUACAACAACGACUUGAUAUACAAUACUAUGUAAAAAAUUUUAUGUUUCAAAAUUCAGAAACUGUUUUUGAAUAUUAUCAAACUCUUUGUCAACUUUGUGAGACUUAUAUUGCAAUUUUUGAAUUAUCAAGUGAUACUGCAAACAAUCAGAUAAAGAAAAGUAAUAAAAAACUAAGACAAAAACUUAAUAAGAACUCAACAUUAAAAAAUCAAGACUGCACAUCAUAUCGGGAAGAUAUGAUUUCAGAUGCAGGUUCAAAAAGUAAUGAAGAAGACAUAAACUUAGCAAAUAAUAAAUUUGGUUUGUUAUCUAUUCAAUAAUAAUAAUGUUAUUUUUUGUUUUAGUUAA
Condylostylus longicornis is the source of this 2708-nucleotide messenger RNA. It is a transcript of the gene ast, whose product is annotated as protein asteroid. Gene Ontology annotation, molecular function: nuclease activity. The record is from RefSeq and is a predicted model, not a curated record. NCBI's taxonomy places the organism in Eukaryota, Metazoa, Arthropoda, Insecta, Diptera, Dolichopodidae. The transcript is spliced from 3 exons. The coding region runs from base 125 to 2680 and encodes 851 amino acids.